AUGACUUCGGUGUGGCAGGGUCUGGGGGUAGCCAGAGGCCGCAGGAGCCACCAGAUGCUAACGGAGGAGAACGAGAGUCCAGCACCCAGCCUGAGGAAGCUGCCGGCCAGCUCUCUGGACACCCUGUGUACCCGCCUGAGCAGACGCCUGCCCCUGGGAAUCCUUGAUGCCAACUUUCGGGACGGGCCCUCCUGGGAGCCCCUGGAAGGCUCAGAGAGAGCACAGGGGGCUGGCCGCUCUGCCAGGAAGGCCUUGGGAUCCAUGGCUCAGAAAAUCCAUAAGUCAUGCCAGGGAAGCAGCCAGAGAAGAGACACAGGCCAUGCCCACAGAGGGAGCCCACACCCAAUGAGGAGGAGGAGGAGGAGGAGUGCCCGGCUAUCAGUGGCUCCCUCGCCAAGCUCUGGGGCCAGGUGGCAGAGCGCCACCCCUUCAUCACAGGGCUCAGGGCUGAGAAGGCUCUCUAGGUGGAUCACCAAGGACCCCCUCCUUCCUCUACGGAGGCGUUCCCAGCGGGAAGCAGCCCUUCGAAGCCCAUAUUCUUCCCCGGCUCCUCUCUGCUCCAUAAGAGGUGGGUGCUUGGAGGAAGAGGAGGAGGAGGUGGAGUCUGUGACCAUGGGCAUCCAGCAGCUGAAACACCUGUCUCAAGCCUUCGAUGAGGCCAUCGCCACAGAUGAGAAGAAGCAAGCAGUAGCACAUUACCACCUGCUCAUGACCCACAACCUGAGGGCUGUGCGCCAGUCUGAGGCACCCCUGGGCUUCUGGACGGAGGCAUGCCUGGGGACCGAUGGCUUUUGGCCACCAACGUUAAGGUGUGACCCCCUGGAGAGGAGGGUGGCUCUCUGGCCGGACACCCACAAACCUCAUGUUUGGAUUGAAACUUCUUCGUUUCCAGAGGGCUUCCUCUGCAAGCCCACCUCCACAGUGGGCAGAAAGGGGCUGCUGCCAUAAAGUGGCAUUCAUGGGCACGUGCAGUAGCUGGGCCCAGCCAUGGAUGGCAUUACUGCCAGACUGGGCAUGGAAGUGCCCCUCCCCAUACACACUCCCAGCCCCCAGAUGAUUCCACCCUCUUGUCUGUCCCACCCAGGCUUGACCCUGCUGACUUAGGGCUGACAGACCCUGCCCCUUGCUUAGACUUUGGGUGUUAAAAAC
Molecule: messenger RNA, 1149 nt
Organism: Trichosurus vulpecula (common brushtail)
Lineage: Eukaryota; Metazoa; Chordata; Mammalia; Diprotodontia; Phalangeridae
Gene: PIMREG
Product: PICALM interacting mitotic regulator
Source: RefSeq, a predicted model, not a curated record